Volvox carteri f. nagariensis is the source of this 1551-nucleotide messenger RNA. RefSeq lists its product as uncharacterized. NCBI's taxonomy places the organism in Eukaryota, Viridiplantae, Chlorophyta, Chlorophyceae, Chlamydomonadales, Volvocaceae. The coding region runs from base 29 to 1021 and encodes 330 amino acids. The transcript has 4 exons. The record is from RefSeq and is a predicted model, not a curated record.
AAGAACCACCAGCUUGCACGCGGUCAUUAUGGCAUCGGCCGCAUGCCCCCUUUCCCGAUGUUCACCAUGCCCAUUGAGCCAGCCAAGCACCAAAUCUAGGUUGAAACAUCCUCGGCCGCCCUUCCCGGUCCCGUUCGCUCGGGCGUUUCCGUCAUCGUGCGCCACCUGUACAGCACGAGUUGGAGCCUCAGCGACGGAGCCCAACAGAAAGGCAGAAACAGCGGCGUUAGUUAUUCCCAGGACGAGGCGCGGCGGACGUUGCAUGCGAAACGAAGGGCGGCGAUUUAGGCUGGUACCGACGGCGUCAAGCCAGCCCGAAGGGGACGUCACAUCUAGCGGCGUCCCAUGCCCAUCCACCCCGUGCGGUGCCGACAGGGAGUCCUCAUACACACUUGAAGACACGCGGACCCUGGUUGAGACCGCCAUGCUUGCGGCCGUGUCGGGCUUAGCCUACAUGCUAUCCACCAUCCUUAAGCUGGAGAACAGCCUGGGCUACUUCCUGCCCCUACCGGUGGUGCUGUCGGCUUUGCGCAGUGGCGGAGGAGCGGGCUGGCGGACCAUGACCGCGACCUGCUUCCUGCUAGUAGUGCUCCUGGGCCCCCUUCGGGCAAUGAGCUACCUGUUCCUGCACGGUCUGCUGGCAGCGACCCUAGGCUCACUAUGGAGCAGCCGAGUGGGCUUUUGGCCUGGCGUGGUGGCGGGCGCGCUAGUACGGAUGUGCGGCCAGUUGUCGUACCUGGUCAUGUCGUCGGUGACCAUGAACGAGAACAUGUUUGCGUUGCUGCUGAGCAACGUGUACAAUAUGCUGGACCAAGCCUCCGCCGCACUGGGCCUCAGCGGGGCCCCGUCCCCGCUGGCGGUCAACUGCACCAUCUCCUCCUUGCUGCUCAUCAACGGCCUGACGUACUGCUUCCUGGUGCAUGUGGUGUACCGGGUGCUGCUGGGGACCAUGGGCUACCAGUUGGGGCCACUGCCGGGGUUGGUAGCUAAGUACGUCAACGCAGGGGUGGUGGAGCGAUAGGAAAAGGCGGCAGCACGCGCCGCGGCGAGGUUGGGGUUUAAGGAUAAGACAUCUAGACAUGCUGGAUGGUACCCAAACGUGGGCCGAGAUCUGGCCUAGACGGCUAGAGAAUCACAGAUCGUGGAGGGAGGGAACGAAACGGGAGGGAAAAGAGGAUUUGAAUGGUAGGAGGCGGAUGGCUAGCAGCGGCAGGUAAUGUUGGCGCGGUAUGGGUGGAUGGGUCUAACCAUGCAGGGCCAACACGAUGCAGAACCACACUACCAGGGUUGCAAUUCCGGUUGGAUGAGCGAUGGGCGUUCGGUUUGGGGAGUUGGGUUUGUACAUGUCCCAGACUCCUGCCGAGGUUUAGCCGGUUGGGCCGCUGGAAGCUUGGCCCUCUACUUCUAUUGCACUUGAACGAGGAUCAUUGCCAUUUGUCAUGGUCCAGGGGCGUGCCAACAAUAUGUGCCUACGUUUGCUGUACAGUUUUGUGGUCCUAAUACAUUAUGUUGAAACGGGAUGGCGGUAGGAUUGUAAGGCUUAAGUUAUUU